Molecule: messenger RNA, 2242 nt
Organism: Formica exsecta
Lineage: Eukaryota; Metazoa; Arthropoda; Insecta; Hymenoptera; Formicidae
Gene: RnrS
Product: ribonucleoside-diphosphate reductase subunit M2 B
Exons: 7
Coding region: 185-1354 (389 amino acids)
Biological process (GO): deoxyribonucleotide biosynthetic process
Cellular component (GO): cytosol
Molecular function (GO): ribonucleoside-diphosphate reductase activity, thioredoxin disulfide as acceptor
Source: RefSeq, a predicted model, not a curated record
CACGAUCAGCUGAUUGGCGGACGGCGAUUUGGGCGCGAAACGCAGGUUGGAAGGGCCAAUAAAACGCCGAUCGAGAUAAUUUUGCCGCGUAAGGAGCUCAGUCUUUCCUAUUUCGUUCGCCGAAACGGAGUUGUCUGUCAUCGCUAGUCUCGACGCUGGAAAAUCUGCAGCUAUUAAAAACAGGAUGGCGUUGCUCGAAUCUACCAAGGAAAACGUCCGCAAGCACCUCGAGGAUGUGUCGUUGCACACAUCACCAAAGAAAUCAUGUAUAUCACCAACUAUAUCUCAGGACCAUGGAUUGAAAAAUGGACUUUCCAAGACAAAAGCCGUGCGAGAAAUACAAUUGAAGGAAGAAUUCAAUCCAGAAUUGGAACCACUUCUUCAAGAAGGCCCAAAUCGCUUUGUAAUUUUCCCCAUUCAAUAUCCUGAUAUUUGGGAGAUGUACAAGAAGGCAGUGGCAUCCUUUUGGACUAUAGAGGAAGUACCUCUUCACAAGUUGGAUAAAAAAGACUGGGAAGAGAGGCUUAAUUCUGACGAAAGAUACUUUAUCUCUCAUGUCUUGGCAUUCUUUGCUGCUUCUGAUGGAAUUGUUAAUGAAAAUUUGAUUGAGAGAUUCAGUCAAGAGGUGAAAAUCGCGGAAGCGCGUUGUUUCUACGGCUUCCAAAUCGCCAUAGAGAAUAUUCAUUCUGAGAUGUAUUCCUUGCUUAUUGAAACUUAUAUUACCGAUCCAAAAGAAAAAGAUUUCUUGUUUAAUGCAAUUGAGACGCUUCCUUCUGUGGGAAAGAAGGCCAAUUGGGCAUUAAACUGGAUCAAUCACGAGAGCGCCACAUUUCCUGAGCGUGUAGUUGCGUUUGCGGCGGUUGAAGGUAUCUUCUUCAGUGGCAGUUUUGCCUCAAUUUUCUGGUUGAAGAAACGAGGAGUUAUGCCAGGUCUCACUUUCAGCAACGAACUCAUCUCAAGAGACGAAGGAUUACAUUGCGAUUUUGCAUGUUUAAUGUUUAAACACAUUGUACAAAAACCAUCAUUUGAACGCGUGAAAUCAAUUAUAAUGGAUGCUGUAGAAAUUGAAAAGGAAUUCUUGACACAAGCAUUACCAGUCCAAUUGAUAGGAAUGAAUUGUACACUCAUGUGCAACUACAUUGAAUUCGUCGCGGACAGAUUGUUCGUCGCAUUAGGGUUUGAAAAAGUUUAUCACUCGGAGAAUCCGUUCUCGUUUAUGAACUUUAUCUCCCUGGAAGGCAAAACAAAUUUCUUUGAAAAGAAAGUGGGUGAGUACAAAAAAUUCGGAGUCGCGGAGGAAGGUUCUCAAAAUAAAAGCAAUACAUCGGGUGUAGUAUUUAGCGCAAAUUUUUAACGUAAAAGAUUUUUUUGGAUGAAUAUUGUAGAAUUAUAUAUUUGCUCCUAGAUGGAGAAAAAAUGAUGUAUAUUAAUGAUCUUGAUAAUGAUUUUGGAAUAACUUUGUAUUAACAAUAAGUCUAAACAUGAUUGACAAAUAUUUUUAUGACAGAUAGAAACUUGUAAAAUAUUUAAGAUAUUAAUAUUAAGAUAUAUGCAUAACCCCUAAUGACAUUAAUAAGAAAAGUAUUGAAACUGCAUUUUUUAUUAUAUAAUUACAAUUUUUAAAAUGCUCUUUUUCAAUAAUAUGCUAAAAAAAUAUAACGUGUUUAUAUAAUUUUAUAUUUAAUAUUUUUGUUUUUUUUUCGCAAUGUAACUAAUUAACAAAAAAACUUUCAAAAAAGUAAAGGCUACUAAUUCUAAAAAGUUGCAGCUUUGCGAUUACAAUACUUUUCAUUAGUGUCAUCAUUAUUUGACAAACUUUUGAGAAACUGACCAUUAUCUUUAACGUAGACUUAUUAUUAAUUAAAAUGAAUUCUAUGUUAUUAAUAUAAUAAUGUUUAUUGCAAUAUCUAUGGCACUUCAGAAAAAUUUCUUUUUAUGAUUUGAUAAUAAUUUAUUUUAUAAUUGAACAAUUUGAUGAAAAAUAAUAGACAUUAUUAUUAUAUUCUUUAUUUCUCAUUCAGGAGAAUUAAAAAUAUUAAAUAAUAGUUUCUGUCAUAAAGUGCUAUACUUAACGAUUUGAUGUGUAAAAAAACUGUAUAUAAAUUUGGAUGGAUAGUUAUAUAAAUCAAAAUCCGUUACUUUAGAACCACAUACCAAAAGCUGGUGUUUAAAACAGUAUUUAUAUGAAUAAGUCUUCACAUGAAUAUGUAAUAGUAAUGCAGAAAUAAAUUUGAUUGUAAAA